CGGGAUAAAGGGAAUUGAGUUGACUCCAAACUUGCAUGUUUUUGCAGUUGGAACUUAGAAUGAGGUAGUGAGAACUGGGACUGAAAGUCUGAACUCUGAAAUCCAACGGCGUCCGCUCUUGUAGUAAAAGCUAUAGUUAUUAUUAUAUCUCUUCUUCGAAUUUCAAAUGCUUUCAAAGACCAGGAUUUUGGUGAACCCAUCGCCUUGCUAUUUUGCAUUACUUCAGAAACUUCACUAUCAUCAGCACUCACUAGCUUCCAACCCGGCGCCAAAUUAUGCGGAGCUUUUAAAUUCCUGCAUCGCUGGGAAGGCGAUUGAGCGAGGCAGGCAGCUACACGCUCGUCUGUGCCUUAUUGGGCUUGGCUACAACACCUUCUUGGCCACGAAACUAGUCAAUCUUUACUGUGUUUGUGACCAUGUAAGCGUUGCACACCAACUGUUUGAUAAAAUCUCCAAAGGUAAUCUCUUUCUCUGGAACGUUUUAAUUCGAGGGUACGCGUGGAGUGGUCCUUAUGAGGUUUCCAUAUCUUUAUAUUUCCAGCUGCUCAAGCACGGCCAUGUUCCCAAUAACUUUACAUUUCCUUUCGUGCUCAAGGCGUGCUCGGCCCUCUCUGGUAUUGAUGUCGGGAGGGACAUUCAUGGGCAAGUGGUGAGCACCGGGUGGGAAAGAGAUGUCUUUGUUAGUGCUGCCCUCAUUGACAUGUAUGCAAAAAGUGGUUGUGUUGAGAAUUCAAGAAAAGCAUUUGAUAAUGUUGUUCAGAGGGAUGUUGUCGUUUGGAACUCAAUGCUCGCUGCUUAUUCGCAGAAUGGGUGUCCGGAUGAGUGCCUAUCUUUAUGCAGUGAGAUGGCUUAUUCGGGCGUUGGGCCAACUGAUGCCACUUUAGUGACUUCCAUUUCAGCGGCUGCAGACAUAGCUGCACUUCAACAAGGGAGGGAGCUUCAUGGCUACAGCUUCAGACAGGGCUAUUGCUCUCAGGACAAGGUGAUGACUGCUCUCGUGGAUAUGUAUGCCAAGAGUGGUCAUGUGAAGCUUGCUAGGAUGUUAUUCGAAGCACUUUCAGAGAAAAGGGUUGUUUCUUGGAAUGCUAUGAUCACUGGAUAUGCAAUGCAUGGCCAUGCUAAUGCAGCGCUUCAUAUGUUUAAUUGGAUGAUCCGUGGAGCCCACCCAGACCACAUUACUUUUGUCGGAGUUUUAUCGGCUUGUAAGCAUGGAGGGAUGCUGGAUGAGGCGAAGAUGUAUUUUGAACAGAUGACUAGGAUUUACGGUGUUGAACCAUCUGUUCAGCAUUAUACUUGCAUGGUUGAUCUCCUUGGUCACCGCGGUCGGCUGGAUGAAGCUUAUGGACUUAUAACACAGAUGAAAGUCGUCCCAGAUUCUGGUGUGUGGGGCGCAUUGCUUAAUUCGUGCAAAAUUCAAGGAAAUGUGGAGUUAGCAGAACUUGCCUUGGAGAAGUUAAUCGAGCUGGAACCAAACGAUGCUGGAAAUUAUGUGAUAUUAUCAAACAUGUAUGCCCAAGCAGGCAGGUGGGAGGGAGUUGCUACACUAAGAAAACUAAUGACCGACAAAGGAUUAAAGAAAAGCACAGCUUGUAGCUGGAUUGAAGUUAAAAGUAAAGUACACGCUUUUCUUUCUGGAGAUACAUCUCAUCCAAUGUCUAAUGAAAUUUAUGAAGAACUAAAAAGUUUGGGAGCAAGGAUGGUGCAGGCUGGUUAUACUCCAAAUACUUCAGCUGUUUUUCAUGAUGUGGAUGACGAUGAAAAGACUAGAAUGCUUUCCUGCCACAGUGAAAGGCUAGCAAUUGUCUUUGGGAUUAUUAGUACACCACCGGGGAGCAAUCUCUUGAUCACUAAGAACCUACGGGUUUGUGAAGAUUGCCAUGUUGCAAUCAAAUUUAUAUCGAAAAUCACAGAUAGACAAAUUACUAUCAGAGAUGUGAACCGCUAUCAUCAUUUCAAAGAUGGCAUCUGUUCUUGCGGUGACUACUGGUAACCUGAGGAUCAGGAAAAUAAGAGUUUGAAAUUAAUUGCUCAAUGAGAAAUGCGGAGUGACCUCGAUGGAACCAUUUCUGAAAAAGUUCUUCCAUGAUGUGUAUACUAAGAUGAAGAAAAAUACUGAGGUCAGUAACUACUGCAAAUUUGACAGUCAACUCUUGACGGCUUUCUCAUCCUCACUGUAUGUAGCCGGUCUAUUUGCUUCCUUGUUAGCGUCAUUGGUAACCGGCGCAUUCGGACGAACACCAUCAAUCCUAAUCGGCGGAGUUGCUUUCCUAGCCGGCACAGCCCUCGGUGGCGCAGCCUUGAAUAUUUACAUGCUGAUUCUCGGCAGAGUUUUGCUUGGCAUAGGAGUUGGUUUUGCCAAUCAGGCAGUUCCAUUGUAUCUAUCAGAAAUGGCGCCAGCCAAGUACAGAGGAGGAAUCAACAAUGGCUUCCAGCUGAGUGUAGGCAUUGGGGUCUUAAUUGCAAGCCUAAUAAACUAUGGGACUGAAAAGAUCAGAGAAGGUUGGGGAUGGAGAAUCUCUCUAUCACUAGCUUCAGUUCCUGCAUUUUUCCUAACAUUAAGUGGUCUUUUCCUCCCAGAAACACCCAACAGUCUGAUUCAUCGAUUCCAUGAUAAUGAGAAAGCUAAGAAGAUGCUGGAGAGAAUAAGAGGCACAAAUGACGUCCAGGCAGAGUUGGAUGAUCUCAUUGCAGCUAGCGAGCUUUCAAAAACAGUAAAAAACCCCUUCAUCAACAUCACACAGAGAAGAUAUAGGCCUCAUUUAAUAAUGUCAAUCAUGAUUCCUUUCUUCCAACAAGUGACCGGUAUAAAUGUGAUAGCUUUCUAUGCUCCGGUCCUUUUUAGGAUAAUUGGCUUAGGUGAAAGUGCUUCACUCAUGUCAUCGGUUGUGAUUGGGGCAGUUGGAAUGGCCACAACUUUUGCUUCAAUGCUGAUUGUCGACAAACUUGGUAGAAGACGGCUUUUGAUCAUCGGGGGAAUAGGUUUGGGUUGUCAUGGGGGCCUUUGGGAUGGCUGAUUCCAAGUGAGAUCUUUCCACUGGAGAUCAGAUCAGCUGGACAAAGCAUCACGGUGGCUGUGAGCUUUCUGUUCACCUUCUUGGUUGGUCAAAACUUGUUGACAAUGCUUUGCCACUUCAAGUGUGGGAUUUUCUUCUUCUUUGGUGGGUGGGUUGCUGUUAUGACUGCCUUUGUGUUCUUCUUGUUGCCUGAGACAAAAAAUAUACCUAUUGAGAAAAUGGAUAGGGUUUGGAGAGGUCACUGGUUCUGGAAGAAAUUUGUUGAAGAGGUUCUGUAGUACUAAAUUACUAAUACUCUGGAGAAUGGUAUAUAUGAGAAUCUAUGCCUUUUAGCUGUUCUUGUUUGCUCUUUGCCUCUUUAUUUUACUAGUAUAAAUGUCAAAGAAAAAUAUAUGCGUCUAUUGUAAUUUAUAGAUUUAUAUUAUACCGUUCCUAAGAUCGCUUUGAAACCUUUGUUUUGUUUUCAUUUAGUGGUCGUUUUACCCUUUCAAGGCUUCACUUAUUACUUUGAUUCCAG
Cuscuta epithymum is the source of this 3531-nucleotide messenger RNA. NCBI's taxonomy places the organism in Eukaryota, Viridiplantae, Streptophyta, Magnoliopsida, Solanales, Convolvulaceae. The record is from the annotation of a GenBank genome assembly.